AUGGCGGAUGACAAGGAUUCUCUGCCCAAGCUUAAGGACCUGACAUUUCUCAAGAACCAGCUGGAGCGCCUACAGCAGCGUGUGGAAGGUGAAGUCAACAGUGGCGUAGGCCAGGAUGGCUCCCUCUUGUCCUCCCCAUUCUUCAAGGGCUUCCUGGCAGGAUACGUGGUGGCCAAACUGAGGGCAUCAGCAGUAUUGGGCUUUGCAGUGGGCACUUGCACUGGCAUCUAUGCAGCUCAGGCAUAUGCCGUACCCAACGUGGAGAAGACACUGAAGAACUACUUUAGGUCGCUACGGAAGGGGCCUGACUAG
Mus caroli (Ryukyu mouse) is the source of this 312-nucleotide messenger RNA. It is a transcript of the gene Surmir, whose product is annotated as SLC35A4 upstream open reading frame protein. NCBI's taxonomy places the organism in Eukaryota, Metazoa, Chordata, Mammalia, Rodentia, Muridae. The record is from RefSeq and is a predicted model, not a curated record.